Molecule: messenger RNA, 1736 nt
Organism: Cryptomeria japonica (Japanese cedar)
Lineage: Eukaryota; Viridiplantae; Streptophyta; Pinopsida; Cupressales; Cupressaceae
Exons: 3
Coding region: 359-1393 (344 amino acids)
Molecular function (GO): polysaccharide binding
Source: RefSeq, a predicted model, not a curated record
GUACUUUCCUGCGGGCCGCAACGGCAAGAGCAGCCCAAAUUUGGGCGGCAACUAGGUAAAAGUUAAACGCAAAUGCAACUGCAAAUCAACACCAGGGAGAGUCGAAGAGAAUUUUAAAUUCCCAUUUCAAUCUUCUGUAGAGCUGCUAAUUAUAGGAUCUACUCAUGAUUGUCCCCGAUUUUAUGGACAUUUUAAACAAUUUGUUAUUCACAGUUUCACUUUUACCCUUUACUCUCUCUCUGUCUCUCAAGUCUACCAUGGAACAGUGCUCGGUUACAGCUAAGAUGCCACUUUCCUCUUUUCUUUUUCUUCGAAUGUGUUCUGCUAUUUCGAAUCUUCUGACUUUGGUAGCGACCACAUGGAGACACUGAAAAGCAAGAAGCGAGUAUGCAAGAAAAGAAAAAUUCUUGGGCCUGAAGGCACGCCGAACAGGGGAAUGGCAGAAAGGCAGUUAUGGGUUUGUGCCUGUGUAGUAGCGGGUUUGUGCGUGAGUUAUGCAAAUGCAGAUAGCCUCUGCAGAAGCACCUGCGGAGCGGAGGAGGUCGACUACCCGUGGGCAAUAGAUGAUGGAUGCGGGGCUCCCCAGUUGAGGAACAUGAUGUCCUGUGAUCAGACAGAUGCAGAACUAGAUCUGAUGUUCCAUACCAUUUCUGGGUCUUACAAAGUGCAGAGCAUGGACUAUAGGAAGCAACAGCUCACAGUCUUCGACCCCAACAUGUCGACCUGCAACACUCUGCAACCCCAGCCCAGCAAGGAAUUCAAGAUGGAGAAAGUCCAGUCGGUGGUGAUCUCCCCCUCGCCUGACACUCUCUUCAUUCUCUUGAACUGCUCCAUUGAUUCCCCUGUCCUCCACAGGUACUCCUCCCUCUGCACUAAUUUCUCUUCCACCUCAUGCCAGCAGUUGUAUUCCUGUCCGGCCUUCAAUAUUUUUGUGAUGAAUGGCACAACCCCUCCUCCCUGCUGUGCCACCGACUAUACCACCUUGAAUUUGUUGAGCUUGGAGGUGCUUGACUGCUCCCAUUACACCACCAUUUACAAUGCAGAUUCUUUGAAUACCAAUAAUGCUCUAGAUUGGCCCUAUGGCAUUCACCUCUCUUAUUCCCUUCCAGACAGCAUUUGCCCCGAAUGCCAACGCUCUGGUGGCACCUGUGGUUUCAGUACUGACACUGAGAGGCCCCUGUGCUUGUGUAAUGGAGGCAUGAACUCUACCAGGGACUGUGGAGGCCUGAAAAAUGUUGGGAUGGAUAACUCUUCUCAAAGUUCAGUUCUUGCAGGGAGCUCGUCAGCAGCAAAUUCAAUAAAGGCGGCAAACGUUCAGUUAUUGUCACUGUUUUUGAUGAUUGCCGGUAUUAGCAGCUUAAGAGUUAUGGAUUGCUUUUCCAAUUCUGUCUGAGCUGAAUCUCACAAAGAGUAUUACUCUAAUGAGUUUGGAAUGGAGGGCUCUCAAUUUGACCUAUAUUCUUCUCUCCAAGUGCUGCCAACAAAAUUGUAUACUGAACAUCGCAGCAAACAAUUUAAAGGUGGGAAAGUGGCCGUCUUCAUAGUUGAUGCUCUGAUAUGAGAAGUGUAGCUUGGGACCUAUUCAAGUGUAAGAACAAAUUAGCUUGAUUCAAGCCUGGAGUGAAGGGUAAUUUGAUUCUUUUGUUUACACCUCUUUUUAAAGAGUACUUAUAUAUACACUGAUUUCUUUGAGCUUUGUAUGAUUAUCUUCUUCACAACUUAUUUGACUUUGCUUA